Messenger RNA from Styela clava, 2063 nucleotides. The record is from RefSeq and is a predicted model, not a curated record. Lineage: Eukaryota; Metazoa; Chordata; Ascidiacea; Stolidobranchia; Styelidae.
CAUGUCGCCAAUGCCAUUUUCUCAAACUAUAUAAAAUGCCAUGUUUCUGUCAUGCUUCGUCAACCUAGCGAAAUAUUCAAAUGAAGAGUUUGCUAAAAAUGUUGAUUGAACUUACUUUAAAUUAAGAUGAUAUUUCAUGUGCACGCACCCGGUAAUUGAACCUUUAAAAAAUUGAAAUGACUUAUCAUUUAUAAUCGGUAAUUCAAUAGUAUUACUCUAUUGUUAUUGGCUCUAUCGGUAUAAAAUAACGAUUAAAUAGAUAAACACAUCACUUACAAGUCAAAAUGGAUUUAUUACACGCGGAACAAUAGGGAAACCAAAUACAGAUAAGAAAUGAAGUUGCAAAUAAUAGGAUUCCAGUUAUCAGUACUCGGGAGCAACAAGUUAGAUUAAUCUGUUUGCAGAUAAUAGAGUGUUAUUUCAAGCUAGUUAAAAAGUGCAAAUAUUCCAAGAAGUAGAACUCAGAUAACUCGAAACGUACAUAUAUAACAAACCUAACUGGUAUAAACCAUCAGUUGCAAAAACAGUAUAAACAAAUACUCUAUUUAUCAAGUUGUAGUGUGGAAUCACCAUUUGAAGUAUUUUAAUUGUAACUAAAUGAGUACUUGGCCAAAUUCAAUAUGUUUCAGCAAGAAAACGCUAAUUGUCAUUUGAAUAAUAUAAAAAAAUAUCAAUUUUAAUCAAACUGCAUACCAAAAUGGAAAUCUGCCUAUGAUUUUAUUUAUGUCAAUUUAUUACUAGCUUUGUCAUCAUUUUCUGCAACUAAGACGACAAAUCAGCUGGUAAAAUAUUUGUAAAAUAUUUUUUCUGUAAGAAGUACCAACAAUGAUAUAUGAGUAAUAAUAUUCUUUGAUUUAUCUUGUUUAUAUUUUCAUCAUUCAAAGAGCUCAUGUAUUAUGUUUGUCUCUGAUAUAUAUUUUUGUUUUCGAUUCAGAACAUGAGACAGAGAUCUUCAUGUCGACGCACACAAAAAGAAAGAAGAAGUCUCGUCAGAGUUUGCCCACGUGCGCGUUCCAGCACUCUAACUAGAAAGAAUGGUUUUGAAAAAUGCUAUUAAAAACGAAUCAACAUACGUUUCCAUUGACAUUUUGAAUAAAAAGAUUUCUGAAUUGAAGAGGGGCAAAAAGCGGACCUAUACGUCCAAUUGGUAUCUACCGGGAAGAUCAGAUAAAAGAAAUAAUUACGUUACCAAUUGGAAAAUUAAACAUAAUCACAGGAUAGCAAUCGUUUGUAAGAGAGCAAAAUCAGCAUUCGAAAAAAUCAAAUCCGCAAAGCUUAGACGCAGGGGUCGGCAACCUUUUUUCACGUGCUAAAAUAAGGGUUGCAAGUCAUUGGCGGGCCGCACAUAUUUUUAGAAAGUUGAAAACCGAACGGAUGGGAAAACCGAACGGAAGUUGGAACCACAAACGUCAUUUGUAAAAGAAAAGAACUUUAUACUGUCACCAAAGGUCCGCGUCGCUAAACGAGAGAUGAAGACAGUAAAAUCAUGGGAUAAUAUUUUAAUGGGUUCGUCUGCACAAACGAAGAUUCCCGAUCUAAAUUCAAUGUUUUCAGUUGUACAUUUCGGAAGUUUCAACGAGUCUAAUCAGAAAAAGACAAACCUUCGAGAUACUCUUAGCGACAAAGAUGGUAUCAAAAGUUUUCGAAAAUUUCUUCGAUCGGAAUUCAGCGAAGAAAAUCUUGAUUUCUGGAUUAGAUGCGUUGCUUACAAACGAAAAAAGUUUCCGAGACUCGGAUGGCAAGAAUGCAGACAAAUAUUUAAUGAAUUUUUAGCUCCAACCGCACACGAAGAGGUUAAUCUCGAUUGAAGAGUGGAACAAAAUGUGAAAAGAACCAAUAAAUGUCCAAACAAAUUUACGUUUGAUGAAGCUAAAAGUUGUGUUUUUAACCUCAUGGAAACAGAUUCAUUCCGGAGAUUUUCCAUGUCGCGUAGACAUAAUAUUGAUAUGAUUUUGUAAACUUGAUCAGAUCAUUAUUUAUUUCCUGUGAUCCAUGUUAAUAUUAUUGAAAUUGUUCCAGUUAUUUUGUUACGUCUUUUAAAAUAAAUAUAUAUUUUUAUAUGA